AUGAAGUUACUAGGAUGGAUGCAUCGAAAGUUUCGUCAGAAUAGCAAUGAACCUGUUUUCCUCAUUGGGCAGCCAUCACUCGAUGAUCAGCAAUACUAUGGAAAGGCAAACUACGGCAAUAAACCCUUUAAACAAGGCCAGAGAGACCAUCAGCUUCGAAAUUCUUUUGCUGGUCUAGAAUCAGCCAAGGUAGAUCAAGAAGAUUACUUUGAAGAUGAAUCCUAUGCUGCGGCAUCUGAGCUCUUCCAUGGUUUUCUUGCAAUCGGUACAUUUGGCUCAGACCAAGUCAUCACCGAGCCAUCAACACCAACACUGGGCAUGUCUGUGGAGAAUAUCACUGAAAAAGAGACGGAGGCCACAGAGAAUGAACUGAAACUCAUAAAUGAUGAGUUGGAAAAGGUGCUGGUAGCUGAAGCUAAGGAUGAAAUUUGCAAUGAUUCAUCUGGAAGGAACAGCCAUGUUAGCAAUGGAAGAAGUAGUCAUGGUAGCACCAUUACAUUAAGUGGUAAGAUGCUAGAAGUCCCAGAAAGCAAUGGGACUAAUGGAACUACAGUCUGCCCACUUCAGGGAUAUCUUUUUGGGUCAGCAUAUGAGUUGCCAGAAACAACAACAGUAGCAAAGAAGGAGCAGAGGACAUCUCUUGGUGAGCUGUUUCAGAAGAGUAAACUGACCGAAGAGAAUUAUUCUGGAGCAAAACUCAGCAAGGAGGAGAAGAGAGCAGACCAGAAAGAAGCUGAUAAGUCUUCCAUUCAUUUGAUGAAAAAGAAGCUCAUGAAAAAAGUGCUUCACAUGAAUGCUUCUUCUCGAAGCUCUACAGCAGCUGGUGAACCUGGUUCAGCGGAAACAAAACUGAAUAAGAUCCUUCAGAUGUUCCACAGAAAAGUUCACCCAGAAAACUCGACUGCUGGGGAAAAAUCUGGCAAGUAUCAAAAGAGCGAGAAUAAAAAGAGAAGGAGCAGUGAUGGGAUCAGCAACCAUAGAGAUCAGGUCUUCCCAGAUGAUCAAGACAUCAUGUUAUAUCCUGAACAAGUCUCUUCAUCAAACCAGAUCAUGCGACGCUACAAGAGCCAAUCUAACCCUCCCCAGUUUGCACUUGGUGCCCUUGAUUCAAAUGGGAACAAGGAGCACUGGAUCAAAACUGAUGCAGACUACCUAGUCUUGGAGCUGUGA
Molecule: messenger RNA, 1170 nt
Organism: Fragaria vesca subsp. vesca
Lineage: Eukaryota; Viridiplantae; Streptophyta; Magnoliopsida; Rosales; Rosaceae
Exons: 5
Coding region: 1-1170 (389 amino acids)
Biological process (GO): regulation of auxin polar transport; gravitropism
Source: RefSeq, a predicted model, not a curated record